Babesia bigemina is the source of this 741-nucleotide messenger RNA. RefSeq lists its product as hypothetical. Gene Ontology annotation, cellular component: nucleus. Gene Ontology annotation, biological process: negative regulation of DNA-templated transcription. Lineage: Eukaryota; Apicomplexa; Aconoidasida; Piroplasmida; Babesiidae. The record is from RefSeq and is a predicted model, not a curated record. The transcript has a single exon. The coding region runs from base 1 to 741 and encodes 246 amino acids. Gene Ontology annotation, molecular function: RNA binding; metal ion binding.
AUGACGUGUAAUGACGGGUAUCCGGACUCCACGUCUAAAUCGCCAACUUUGAAAAAAAAGCGGCGAAGGUCCGAGGAAGCCGCUGCACGUCACCGACAGCGGUACUUGGAAAUACUGAAGCGUAGAGCGGAGUCGCAGUCCCACCGCGUGGAAUCGCAGGCAUGGACGCCGAGGCAAUCGAGUAGCCACUUGCCAUCAUCGGAUACAAAGCGCCCUCUUUGCAAAUUCUACUACCGAACAGGCUCAUGUGUUCACGGGACCAGCUGCAGUUUUUCGCACGACUGCGUCCCUCUGACGUCGAAGGAUCUCAAGUUGUGCCGGUACUACAUUCAAGGACCAACGAAGUGCAAGUACUCUGCCUCUGCCUGCAAGUACUCGCAUGAUCCGAGUUUGUUCUUAUGUCGUAAUAGCGUGUUGCAUGGCAGUUGCAGCAACGAGUCGCACUGCAACUUCAAGCAUUUAGAUGCCGAAACGAUCUCCGCGCUGGACGAUGCCGAAAAAUUGAAGUUUUGCUACAACAAUAAGCGUUUCUUAAAGGAUUUGUUGAUACGCCACAUAGAAGGCGCCAAUGCGAGUGAUCCACCCGAUUCACCACGCGAGGAAUCGAGCUCUGCCAAUCACGGAGCUAUACCGCACAAGCUGCUGGCACUUUCGCCGUCUUACCUCGCCGAUUUGCCGUGGUACCUGAGGUUCCUACACACAUUACUGGUAAGAGAUCACGAACUCGGCGAAAAUGGAUAA